This is a messenger RNA of Cotesia congregata, 933 nucleotides long. The record is from the annotation of a GenBank genome assembly. Lineage: Eukaryota; Metazoa; Arthropoda; Insecta; Hymenoptera; Braconidae.
AUGAAUUUAUUAAAAUUUACAGAAACCAUGUUGACUGAUAUGGAACAGAUGCCCUCCUUAAAACUUGGAGAUUUCGUAUUACAAUUUGAGCUUGGGCCACCAACACCAGAAAUCCAAGAGGUUGCUAAAAAAGAAUUACGAGAAACACCAGAAGUUCAAAAGAAAGCAGUGGAAGAAUUGAAAGAGUUAUUAAAAAAAGAUACGGAUCUUAAAUGUCCGCUACACAAUGAAUCUUGGCUCAUAAGAUUCUUGAGACCAUGUAAAUAUUACCCUGAGUCAGCUCACAAACUCGUCCGUGAAUAUUAUUCAUUCAAAGUGAAACAUGCGAAUGUAUAUGAGGGUCUAAAACCGAGCAAUGAAAAAAAUAUUUUUGAGCACAAUAUUUUAACUGUUCUCCCUAAUCGUGAUCAAAACGGACGAAGAAUAUUAAUCAUUGAGCUCGGAAAAAAAUGGAAGCAUAACAAAGUAUCCUUAGAUGAAGUAUUCAAAGGAUGUGUACUAUACUUAGAAGCAGCCAUGCUGGAGCCAACUUCACAAAUAGCCGGUGCGGUAGUGAUAUUUGAUAUGGAUGGGCUGAGUUUACAACAAACUUGGCAAUUUACUCCGCCGUUUGCUAAAAGAAUUGUUGAUUGGCUUCAAGACGCCGUUCCAUUAAGAAUUAAGAACAUUCAUAUUAUCAACCAACCAUACGUUUUUAACAUGGUAUUUGCAUUGUUUAAACCUUUUCUUAGACAAAAGCUAAAGGACAGAAUUAUUUUCCACGGUACUGACCGCAAAUCUUUGCAUAAAUAUUUGUCACCAAAAUGCUUACCCGAAUGCUAUGGUGGAACUCUUUCCAUUCCUAGAGUUACAGGAGCACAGUGGCUCGAAUUACUAUUAAUGUGUGAUCAAGAAUAUGAAGCAAUCAAUUCAUAUGGUUUCAAUAAAAAUUGA